AUGGCGAUAGAAACUGAAAAGACGGUAACAAAUCUGGGGCUUCAAGUGCCUCUGGUUACACCAGGAAAAAGCCAAGGUCAAAUAAUCGAGGGCGAUUUUCCACUAGACCAGGCUGUGAUUGACCGGACUCGUGUGCACUCCUGCGAGCGCUACGGGCCAUCGGCUUGGACAGUCACAGCCAAAAUUAUCACUACCCUCUCGAAUGGAGCGCCGAAGAUCUAUUUCCUCAAGUGUGCCAAAGACGACAAAGGGAGAGUCAUGUUAGAGGGAGAGUUUCACUCCAUGCGUGAAUUAUAUAAUGCGAAUCCGAACUUUAUCCCAAAGCCUCACGCAUGGGGGAAAUUCAACAUCUCCAACCCCGACACUUAUUACUUCUUAUGCGACUUUAUCGAGAUGAGCAACAUGACGCCCGAUCCUGUCCAGUUUGCCACCAAUGUAGUGCAGUUACACCAAGCAAGCAAGUCCCCCACCGGCAUGUUUGGGUUCCACAUCAAUACCUGUCAAGGCAAUCUCCCCCAGCAGACGGCGUGGAAUCCAAGCUGGGUAGACUAUUAUGUUCAGCUCGUCAAGGGAGCUAUGGCACUCAACAAAGAAAGAAAUGGUGACUGGAAGGACUUGGAGGAACUAAUUGACAGACUUAUUACAAAAGUAGUUCCCCAAGUCCUUGGACCAUUGGAGUCUGAUGGCCGAGUCGUGAAGCCCACACUAAUUCAUGGCAACCUAUGGGAUGGAAAUAUUGGAAUUAGCCUUGAAACAGGGGGGAUUUACGCUUAUGAUGCCUGUGCUCACUAUGCACACAACGAGAUGGAAGUUGCUAUAUGGCGUACUAGGUCCUGCAAAAUCUUGAGCAAACAAGUGUACCUCAGCUCCUAUGUCAGCCAGAUGGGGAUCAGUGAGCCCAUCGAGCAAUUCGAGGACCGCAAUCGUAUGUACACCUGCUAUAUGGCUUUACAUGCGUCGGCUUGUCACAACGGCUCUUACUUCCGAGAAGAGUAA
Molecule: messenger RNA, 996 nt
Organism: Penicillium longicatenatum
Lineage: Eukaryota; Fungi; Ascomycota; Eurotiomycetes; Eurotiales; Aspergillaceae
Product: Fructosamine/Ketosamine-3-kinase
Exons: 3
Coding region: 1-996 (331 amino acids)
Source: RefSeq, a predicted model, not a curated record